AUGAAAACUUUAGCAUUCUGCAAACUUAUUACUGCUAAAUGCUUAUUAAAAGAGUUUAACCAAAGGAUUAUUGUAGAUAAUUUGGAUUCUUCUACACCAACUCUUGGAUUUUUAAUCUUAUUAUUUAAUCGUUUAAUUCAUAAUAAGCUAGAUACAAUUGCAAUCAAU
Messenger RNA from Cetraspora pellucida, 168 nucleotides. The record is from the annotation of a GenBank genome assembly. NCBI's taxonomy places the organism in Eukaryota, Fungi, Glomeromycota, Glomeromycetes, Diversisporales, Gigasporaceae.